Carcharodon carcharias (great white shark) is the source of this 1608-nucleotide messenger RNA. RefSeq names its product bladder cancer associated protein (gene blcap). NCBI's taxonomy places the organism in Eukaryota, Metazoa, Chordata, Chondrichthyes, Lamniformes, Lamnidae. The coding region runs from base 234 to 497 and encodes 87 amino acids. The record is from RefSeq and is a predicted model, not a curated record. The transcript has a single exon.
UGCGCAGUCGGGUGGGAAUGAGUGAGUGAGAUAGAGAAAGAAAGAGAGCGUGUGUAGGCCUCGGAACACCAGGGGAGCGAGCCCGGAGACAGGGGGAGACACAGGGAGAGCGGGCCCAGAGACAAGGGGCGGUGCGGGCCUGGGCAGGCGAGCGGGUUUUGCUGCUUGGACCCGGCCCGGUGUGACACCCCCCCCACUCCGGGUGGGUCUGAGCCGCUCUCCCCGGAUCCGCCAUGUACUGUCUGCAGUGGCUGCUGCCUGUCCUGCUCAUCCCCAAACCCCUGAACCCAGCCCUGUGGUUCAACCACUCCAUGUUCAUGGGCUUCUACCUGCUGAGCUUCCUGCUGGAGAGAAAACCCUGCACCAUCUGCGCUCUGGUCUUCCUGGCCGCCCUCUUUCUCAUCUGCUACAGCUGCUGGGGCAACUGCUUUCUGUAUCACUGCGGCGGAGCCCCGCUCCCUGACUCAGCUCACGACCCCAGCAUUGUGGGCACCUAAUGGAACCCUGCCGGCUCUCGCCAGACAAUCUCCAUCAACUCUGCUGCCGAUGGUCUCCCGCCUCUCGCUUAAGUUAUUUUCCGUCUCCCCCCGUUUCUUCCUCCUCCUCCCUUCAGUCAAGUGGACGCGAUUGACCCCCUGACUCUUUAAAAGUGAGAGGUUCGUUUUUCUCUGCAUUAUUUUGCGUCCAACACCGUUGGUGGAAGUUGUGGUUUCGUCUGCAGUUGGCCGCUUCCAUUGCAAAGGAUAACGUGCUUGCGGAUGUGGAACAAGAGUGCUGCAUGGAUUUAUAUUUGGAGCCUGCGCUGUGUAUGAUUACAGGAACUAAAUUCAGUAUUUCCACUUCCCCCCCCCCCCCCACCAAGCCCUCAGAUGAAGUGGCCUUUUUGCAGUCCCCUGAAUAGUGGAAACCUUUGGUAUCGGCUUUCAAACUUAAGUCGCAAAUAAUGAACCUCUGUAACAGAGACCUACUGUUUAUCACCUGUCUUCUCAAGUUCUUAAGGAUGACUUAGAAAAUACCUUACGGCUAAUAAUGUGUAUGACUUCAUUCAAUUGGGAGGUCUUAGUGUUUGUUGUGGUUGAUUUAGGGCAACAUACCUAUGUACUUUUUGGGUGUUCAUUUGUUUCCUGGUCUUUCUAUGAGAAGGAUGCUAUUUUUGCACAAUUUUGUUAGCUGAAAUAGUAUCGCUUUUGUGUUUAAAAUGCAGGGAUUUUAGUGUAGGAUGUGAUUAAAUAUGCAAAUGUUUCACAGUUUACAUAUCCAGUUUAUUUUUGCACAGUGGGUUUGAGAUUUUACGCCAGUCAUAAGUAUUGAUCAGAUUAUACAAAUAUUGUUAGUAAUACAGGUAUUAAACCUCCUAGCCUAUUGUCUUUUCUUCAUGGCAGUACAAAGCCCAUUAAUUGAUAUGUUAGCUCUUUCAUGAUUAUAGAGAAAGCAAGUACAGGAUAAAAAAUCUUUGCAGAUGUGAUAUUUCCACUUCACUCUUUGAUCAUGUUUGAACCCACUAGUGCACUUCCAUCUGCGUCUGUGAUGUGCAAGCGUGUUGCAUGAUGCAGUCUAUAGCACCAAAUGUUUUUAAAGUGAGCUUCAGAAAAUAAAACGGGUUUACAG